Molecule: messenger RNA, 589 nt
Organism: Fomitopsis serialis
Lineage: Eukaryota; Fungi; Basidiomycota; Agaricomycetes; Polyporales; Fomitopsidaceae
Exons: 3
Coding region: 6-527 (173 amino acids)
Source: RefSeq, a predicted model, not a curated record
AGAGUAUGGCUGAGCUGCUCCGCGGGAUCCCAGAGGAGGCACCGCUUGCGGGGUGCAUAGUCCUCACGGCCGCACUGUCCGACCGAACGUUUGCACGGCUCGAGGAGGCAGACUUCGCAAGCGUAUACGAGUCGAAGAUUGGUGUGGUUGACACGCUCCGUGAGUGCGUCGAUGUCGGGGCAUUGGAGUUCCUCUAUGAUGUUAGAGCCAACACGGCGAUGGAGGAGCAGGUCUCUGCGUAUCCGAACGCAUUCGCCUUCGUCUGUCCGGGGAUCAUCGACUCCACGAUGAUGCGCUCGAGCGAACUGGGCGAGUCAGGCAAAGUCGCACAGCUUGAGCAGUUCGCCCAGUGGGGCAUCACGGCGGAAGGUGCGUCCACACAUCUGCAUAUCGCGCCCGACACGCCCUCGCUCGCUUCCAAGCCGGCGAGCGGUUCGCGCGGUAUGUACCGACAGUCGACUGGUACGCGCUCGAGCGCACGCGGGGCAUGCCCCUUCUCGGACGACACCUUCUAUCUACUCCGCUGACGCGGUCGGGCUCGUCAGCCGCGGCCCCGGGGCGAAUGGUGGGGGCGGCAGACGAGGGAGGC